AUGAACUCAUUCCGUCAGUUCAGGACAGUAGAGCCACUCAUGGCCUUCUGUCGCUCCACAAGAGUCUCUUCUCUCAACCACCACCGCCAGCAACCCAUGGCUGUGCGGAUCACCAACUCCCUCAUGACAAGAUCAAGAUUUAUGUCCACCCAAACUACAGCUUCAGGUGGAUCAUACAUUCACCUCCCAACCCGAGGACUGUUGCAGAUUCACGGCAAGGACGCCUCCAAAUUCCUGCAGGGACUUAUCACCAACCAUAUGCCCCGUAUCGAGGGUGGUGGCGGUGGCUUCCUUGCUGCCUUCCUCAGCCCCAAGGGCAGAGUCAUGUACGACGUGUUCAUCCACCCUACCAACGAAACAAAGGAAGGCAGUGAACCCGCCUACUUGAUCGAGUGCGAUGCCAGAGCCCUGCCCGAACUUCACAAGCACAUUGCCCGCUUUGUGCUUCGAUCCAAGGUCAAGAUGGUUGGUGUCACAGAGUCCUUUGACGUUUACUCUGUUCUGGACGAUCAGCCAGCCGCUUCCAGCAAUGAGGACGAAAAGUCCCCACCUAGCAACGAAGCCGUCGUGGAGCGCUUGGGAAAGAUGAAUGCUACCAUUGGCAUGUAUGACAACAGAGCCGUCAACCAUAUGGGAUACCGUGUCAUCGUCCCCAAGGGACAGUCCUUGUCUCUUCCUGAGAGUUACAGACAGGGAACACUGGAAGAGUACCAUGUGCGGAGGAUCGUGAACGGUGUGCCAGAAGGAAUCGACGACUUUAUUGCAGGAACCAGCUUGCCAUUGGAGUGCAACUUGGACUACAUGAACGGCGUUGACUUUAGAAAGGGUUGCUAUGUUGGACAGGAACUGACGAUCCGCACCUACCACAAGGGUAUCACCCGAAAGCGUAUCAUGCCCGUCCAGUACUUUACCCCCCAGGAUCCUGAACCCGAGUCGAUUCAGUUUAUCAAAGGCGUGUCUCAUGUAAUCCCACCACAGUCCGAGCUCUUCCCUACAAAGAAGACCACCCCUGCCGCCCCAGCAGCAGCAGCUUCCACAUCAUCUGCAAGGCCUGUCAGGGCCUCGGGCAAGACUGGAUCCAACGUGGGCAACAUUGGACUGGCGUUGGUCAAGUUGGAUCAUGUGAAGGAGGGGAACACAUUUGAUGUGAUGGACCGUGAGGGGUCCACUGUUCGGGUCAAGGCCUUCUUCCCUGCAUGGUGGCCUAAGCAGCCUGAGUCUGAGGAGAGUAGCAAGGACGAGUAA
Molecule: messenger RNA, 1245 nt
Organism: Linnemannia hyalina
Lineage: Eukaryota; Fungi; Mortierellomycota; Mortierellomycetes; Mortierellales; Mortierellaceae
Source: the annotation of a GenBank genome assembly